GUUUUGUUUUAAGCUUGCUAGCAGGGGUAAUGGCGUUGCUAAGGGCAACGAUCUCUGUACUCUGUUAUUUGUUCACAGUAAAUCAUUAGUAGCUUACCAAUAAAACUAUAAAUAAACCAAUUCAAAGGGCUUUUCGUGUCGUGAUUUAUCAGUGUAUUUAUUGAUUUAUUUUGGUAUGUAAAUAUCUUUGAAAGGUUUAGUGUUGCGCGAUUCCCAGGCAGAGUUAGUGACGUUAAUGCACUUUGUUGUGUUUGUUUACGAGUCUUUAUUUUUCUUGUUUGCUUUGGACGGAUCGAGAGGCUGGCGAGCAGUGGAAAAAAAGAUUAUUCUGUCUUUCUGACAACUAAAAAGCAGUUCUGCUUUCUGUAAAAGGGAGGGGAAGAAAAGCAUCUCAGUAAUGGAAGGUGGCAAGGUGGGAACCCCCUCUUCUCCAGUCUCACAGAGCCCCCCUCCUGGAAAGCCUGGGUCCGUGGUUCUCCCCCCGGCCCCCUCUCCUCCUGCCCCGAGCGCGGAGCCCAGCGGGACCCCCCCUCAGACCGGAGCCAUGAAGGAGCGCAGGACCUCCGCAGAGCUGCGACGAGGCACAGAGGUCCCCCGCUCUCUCUCCAGUCCGGAGCUGUUGUCCGAGUUGAAGACUGGGAAGCAGCUGAGGCGCAUUCCCAGGAGCAGCGGGUUGACCACUGUGUUCUCCGGACGAGGCAGAGCGGGCCAUCGCCUGAGCUCAGAGUAACUGUGAUUGGCCGGCACGGACAGCCAAUAAGAACACUGCUCCACGCUGCCACACCGCCAAUCAGCGACCCCUCUGUGAACUGUGACCUCCUGAUUCGGGGGUGCGAGAGGCCAGCCACAGCCCGUGCCAACUACCAGCAAUGCCACUCUACCUCAUACACCCUGCCCGCAGCCUGAUCCACGUAUGCUGUGAAUUACUGCGCCAUGCUGGAUCCUGGGGCGGGCAGAAGCGACUUUACAGCUGCCCGCAAUCUCUUUGUAAAUAAACAGUCGACUGCCGUGCUGAGACCAGAAUCACUCCAGUUAACUGAGGAACUGCACUUCAAGAAAUAAAGCUAGGGAGACAGGGAUUGAGGGAAGACUCCAGUUGCACAGCGGUGUCACCCAUUCCAGGUUUUACUACCAGCUUGGUUAGCCCACAGUGUGUAGAGGUUACAGGUCUAGGUGGGGUCUUAUUAUUAAACUCACAGUGAACGAUCAGGAAUGGACCCAAGUCUCUCAACAAAUCCAAAGCAAUGUUAAAAGCAGCUGUUAACCCUCUGGCGCUACUGCAGCUUGUCAGAUUAAUGAGUUGCCAGCCUUCGACCUUUCCACUCCAGAUAGAGCAGAUUGCUGACAGCAGUAAAAGUGCUUAAAGGAACGUUUUACUUUUCCAGUCAAAGUGGCAUGUCUCUGCUUCUAGUAUUCAGACUCGCAUCUUCCCUCCCUCCCUCCUCAGCUCCACUAGAGCCACACUGCUUCCCUCCCUCCCAGUCCCUCAUCAGCUCCACUA
Molecule: messenger RNA, 1501 nt
Organism: Polyodon spathula (Mississippi paddlefish)
Lineage: Eukaryota; Metazoa; Chordata; Actinopteri; Acipenseriformes; Polyodontidae
Product: espin-like
Exons: 5
Coding region: 398-730 (110 amino acids)
Source: RefSeq, a predicted model, not a curated record